AUGCAGAUGUCCCCCGAAGCCCAAUACAGAUGUCCCCCAAAGCUAUACAGAUGUCCCCCAGAGCCCAAUGCAGAUGUCGCCCAGAGCACAAUGCAGAUGUCCCCCGAAGCCCAAUACAGAUGUCCCCCAAAGCUAUACAGAUGUCCCCCAGAGCCCAAUGCAGAUGUCGCCCAGAGCACAAUGCAGAUGUCCCCCGAAGCCCAAUACAGAUGUCCCCCAAAGCUAUACAGAUGUCCCCCAGAGCCCAAUGCAGAUGUCGCCCAGAGCACAAUGCAGAUGUCCCCCGAAGCCCAAUACAGAUGUCCCCCAAAGCUAUACAGAUGUCCCCCAGAGCCCAAUGCAGAUGUCGCCCAGAGCACAAUGCAGAUGUCCCCCGAAGCCCAAUACAGAUGUCCCCCAAAGCUAUACAGAUGUCCCCCAGAGCCCAAUGCAGAUGUCGCCCAGAGCACAAUGCAGAUGUCCCCCGAAGCCCAAUACAGAUGUCCCCCAAAGCUAUACAGAUGUCCCCCAGAGCCCAAUGCAGAUGUCGCCCAGAGCACAAUGCAGAUGUCCCCCGAAGCCCAAUACAGAUGUCCCCCAAAGCUAUACAGAUGUCCCCCAGAGCCCAAUGCAGAUGUCGCCCAGAGCACAAUGCAGAUGUCCCCCGAAGCCCAAUACAGAUGUCCCCCAAAGCUAUACAGAUGUCCCCCAGAGCCCAAUGCAGAUGUCGCCCAGAGCACAAUGCAGAUGUCCCCCGAAGCCCAAUACAGAUGUCCCCCAAAGCUAUACAGAUGUCCCCCAGAGCCCAAUGCAGAUGUCGCCCAGAGCACAAUGCAGAUGUCCCCCGAAGCCCAAUACAGAUGUCCCCCAAAGCUAUACAGAUGUCCCCCAGAGCCCAAUGCAGAUGUCGCCCAGAGCACAAUGCAGAUGUCCCCCGAAGCCCAAUACAGAUGUCCCCCAAAGCUAUACAGAUGUCCCCCAGAGCCCAAUGCAGAUGUCGCCCAGAGCACAAUGCAGAUGUCCCCCGAAGCCCAAUACAGAUGUCCCCCAAAGCUAUACAGAUGUCCCCCAGAGCCCAAUGCAGAUGUCGCCCAGAGCACAAUGCAGAUGUCCCCCGAAGCCCAAUACAGAUGUCCCCCAAAGCUAUACAGAUGUCCCCCAGAGCCCAAUGCAGAUGUCGCCCAGAGCACAAUGCAGAUGUCCCCCGAAGCCCAAUACAGAUGUCCCCCAAAGCUAUACAGAUGUCCCCCAGAGCCCAAUGCAGAUGUCGCCCAGAGCACAAUGCAGAUGUCCCCCGAAGCCCAAUACAGAUGUCCCCCAAAGCUAUACAGAUGUCCCCCAGAGCCCAAUGCAGAUGUCGCCCAGAGCACAAUGCAGAUGUCCCCCGAAGCCCAAUACAGAUGUCCCCCAAAGCUAUACAGAUGUCCCCCAGAGCCCAAUGCAGAUGUCGCCCAGAGCACAAUGCAGAUGUCCCCCGAAGCCCAAUACAGAUGUCCCCCAAAGCUAUACAGAUGUCCCCCAGAGCCCAAUGCAGAUGUCGCCCAGAGCACAAUGCAGAUGUCCCCCGAAGCCCAAUACAGAUGUCCCCCAAAGCUAUACAGAUGUCCCCCAGAGCCCAAUGCAGAUGUCGCCCAGAGCACAAUGCAGAUGUCCCCCGAAGCCCAAUACAGAUGUCCCCCAAAGCUAUACAGAUGUCCCCCAGAGCCCAAUGCAGAUGUCGCCCAGAGCACAAUGCAGAUGUCCCCCGAAGCCCAAUACAGAUGUCCCCCAAAGCUAUACAGAUGUCCCCCAGAGCCCAAUGCAGAUGUCGCCCAGAGCACAAUGCAGAUGUCCCCCGAAGCCCAAUACAGAUGUCCCCCAAAGCUAUACAGAUGUCCCCCAGAGCCCAAUGCAGAUGUCGCCCAGAGCACAAUGCAGAUGUCCCCCGAAGCCCAAUACAGAUGUCCCCCAAAGCUAUACAGAUGUCCCCCAGAGCCCAAUGCAGAUGUCGCCCAGAGCACAAUGCAGAUGUCCCCCGAAGCCCAAUACAGAUGUCCCCCAAAGCUAUACAGAUGUCCCCCAGAGCCCAAUGCAGAUGUCGCCCAGAGCACAAUGCAGAUGUCCCCCGAAGCCCAAUACAGAUGUCCCCCAAAGCUAUACAGAUGUCCCCCAGAGCCCAAUGCAGAUGUCGCCCAGAGCACAAUGCAGAUAGCUGUCAGUCCAGCCACUUGGCAUCACUCCCCACAAGGCCACGCUCUCCUCACUGGCACGGCCGCGCUGCUCUGCUCUCUUAGGAAUACGGCCAUGUUGACCCGCUCAUCUCCUCUCCAGCCCAGGAUUGGGAGUUGGACUGCCCAGGAGACUGCCAGCGGCAGCGGACCAGUUGGUAACUGGUGGUGGUUGGGAACCUCUGCUGUGCGGUGUGGGGCUGUCCAUGGCCGUGCCUGCGUCGGGAAGGAAGAGGAGGAGCUAUAA
Molecule: messenger RNA, 2433 nt
Organism: Nanorana parkeri
Lineage: Eukaryota; Metazoa; Chordata; Amphibia; Anura; Dicroglossidae
Product: extensin-2-like
Exons: 2
Coding region: 1-2433 (810 amino acids)
Source: RefSeq, a predicted model, not a curated record